UUCCCUGUGCUCCAGUAUUCCGGAGAUGAAACAUACAUAGCUACUGCCAAAAUAUAUUACCUUUUCCUUUCCGGAACAAACGGAGCCUUGUUUUAAUAAGCAGUCGAAGUUAAUUUAUGUAAAGAAUAACAAAUCGGAAUGACUCCACAUGAGGCGUUUGAUUUACUGUGAUUUUUUAUGCGUAUGUGGCAGUAGAGGACAUUUCUGUGGUCAUUUCCCCAGAAACAUUUAGGCGAGAAAGGAUUUGUUAAGACCGAAAGUCGGAGGGUGCCGAUAUACAAAUUCCGAAACUCCCAAGGGAUUUCUCGGGGGUGGGAAGGGGGAUUCGCAAGGACCAGGAGAAGACAGUGCGCCCUUCGUCUCCCUCCAGUCUGCCUUGCUUCCAAAAACAUCUUCUGAAAAGAAGCACUGUGGACGGUUGUACUCGGUCCAGUAGCUCGAACCGUUUGAAUAUGGGAUCUCCACCGGCUCGGCUGCUGCUCUUCAUCUGGUUAAUCAUACCUUUCUGUGGAACGGAGAAAGCGAGACAGAGGGGUCUACGCCAGAGGGAUGCUGAAAUUAUUGAAAAAUGCACUGGAAGAGAUACAGACAAGCAGAACUGUACCAGACACUCCACAGAUGCCCAGUCCACUCAUGUAAACGGGUACAACGGCUGCCUACAGGGCCCACCUGGCACCCCAGGCAGGGAGGGGAAUCCGGGUGUGAAUGGCAUCCCUGGCACGCCUGGCAUCCCGGGCCGGGACGGGCUGAAGGGCGAGAAGGGGGAGUGCAUGAGGGAGAUCUUUGAGGAGCCCUGGAGGCCCAACUACAAGCAGUGUGCUUGGAACUCGCUCAACUACGGCAUUGACCUGGGCAAGAUUGCGGAAUGCACGUUCACCAAGCUGCGGUCGGACAGCGCGUUGCGGGUGCUGUUCAGUGGCUCCUUGCGGCUCAAGUGCAAGACUGCCUGCUGCCAGCGCUGGUACUUCACCUUCAACGGCGCAGAGUGCACGGGCCCACUGCCCAUAGAGUCCAUCAUCUACCUGGACCAGGGCAGCCCUGAGCUCAACUCCACCAUCAACAUACACCGCACCUCUGCAGUGGAAGGUCUGUGUGAGGGCAUCCACGCCGGCCUGGUGGACGUGGCCAUCUGGGUGGGCACCUGCGCCGACUACCCCCGCGGCGACGCCUCUACGGGCUGGAACUCCGUCUCCAGGGUGAUCAUCGAGGAGCUGCCCAAGUGACCCCAUCCCACCCCACGCCUUCCCCUCCCUCACCUCAGGCACCCUGGCUCCGUCAAU
This is a messenger RNA of Megalops cyprinoides (Indo-Pacific tarpon), 1280 nucleotides long. RefSeq names its product collagen triple helix repeat-containing protein 1-like. Lineage: Eukaryota; Metazoa; Chordata; Actinopteri; Elopiformes; Megalopidae. The transcript is spliced from 5 exons. The record is from RefSeq and is a predicted model, not a curated record. The coding region runs from base 453 to 1223 and encodes 256 amino acids.